AUGAGGAGAAAAGCUGAACUAUCACUUUCACUAGAGAUUGUUUUCACUGAAGAGCUAGAAAAAUGUAUUGGAAAAAAUAAUUUAGGAAUAUAUUUGAAUAUUGCGUAUGAGAAAGAAUCUUUUAUACAAUUAUAUUUUUAUAAUAGGAAAAAAGUUAUCUUUGAUACUGAUCCAUUUAGAACAAUCACUACUCAUUUUCAAUCUAUAUUCAAGCUAUCUGAAGACAAACUUUAUAAUCAACUUCUUAUUGAUAGAUUGGGGUCUUUCAAUCUUACUGAAGAAUACAAAAACCUAUUUUAG
Messenger RNA from Funneliformis caledonium, 300 nucleotides. The record is from the annotation of a GenBank genome assembly. Lineage: Eukaryota; Fungi; Glomeromycota; Glomeromycetes; Glomerales; Glomeraceae.